Messenger RNA from Drosophila mauritiana, 2131 nucleotides. Its product is annotated as glycerol kinase. The transcript is spliced from 4 exons. Lineage: Eukaryota; Metazoa; Arthropoda; Insecta; Diptera; Drosophilidae. Gene Ontology annotation, molecular function: kinase activity; phosphotransferase activity, alcohol group as acceptor. The record is from RefSeq and is a predicted model, not a curated record. Gene Ontology annotation, cellular component: mitochondrion. Bases 142 to 1932 code for a protein of 596 amino acids. Gene Ontology annotation, biological process: triglyceride metabolic process; glycerol metabolic process; glycerol-3-phosphate biosynthetic process.
GAUGAAACAACGAAUUUUUACAUCACUAGACAAUUGGCGUUCCAAAAAGCGACAACAACAAAACACGGCUUGCUUAUUUUGCUCGGCUAGCGAGCUUUAACACCAUUUAGCACGUGUCCGUGGACACCGAGCAGGCCAAAGAUGUCCAACGGGCGCUACGGGAGAUUCGGAGCCCUUAUCGGCGUCGCCUGCGUGAGCAGCACCCACUGCCGCUUUCUGAUAUACUCAACGAAAAAUGCAGAGGUCCUGGCCUACCAUGAGCUCAAGCUGCGACAGAUUGUCCACCAGGCGGGCUGGAUGGAGUACGAUCCGUCGGAGAUAUGGAAGAACACACAGGAGUGCAUAGAGACCGCCUAUAAGAACCUGGUUAUACUGGAGAUCAAUCCACGUGAUAUUAUUGCCAUUGGUAUCGUAAAUCAGCGGGGCACCUCGGUGUUAUGGAAUUUGGAGACGGGACAACCGCUGCACAAUGCCAUCGGCUGGUCAGAUUGCCGCAGCACUCCCAUCCUGAAGACCCUGCUCCAUAAUGUCCGGCACAAUGUGGACUACGUGAGGUAUCGCAGUGGCUUGCCCCUGAGCAGCUGUUUCAGUGCCCUAAAGAUCCGUUGGCUGAUGGAUCACGUUCCUGCCGUUGCCACUGCCAUUGAGGAGAACAAGUGCUUAUUCGGCACCUUGGACUCCUGGCUUCUAUGGAACCUCACCGGCGGCGUUGAGAUGGGGGUGCACUCUACUGACCUUACCAAUGCCCACUACACCUCCCUUAUGAACGUGUCCACAGAGCAAUGGGAUCCUAAACUCUGCCAGUUUUUUAGAGUGCCCCUGAACAUACUGCCACGGAUACGAUCCAACUCCGAAAUCUUCGGCUAUGUGCUGGAGGGUCCUUUGCAUGGCACCCCCAUAGCGGCCAUGAUGGGUGAGCAGCCCGCAAGUUUGUUGGGCCAACUCUGCGUGAAGGCCGGGCAAAAUGUGUGCACCCUGGACGAUAGCUGUUUCGUGCUCCUUAACACGGGCAGGGAGAAGCUAGACUCUGCAAACGGACUGAUAACGGGCAUAGCGCACAAGCUGGGCGAAAAAGAGGCCACUAACUACACACUCGAGGGAGCCAUUUCAAAUGCCGGUUCCACGGUUACAUGGCUGCGGGAUAAGCUACAGAUCAAUACUGAGAUUAAUUCCAAUGAUAAUGUGGUGGAGUCUUUAAAUACAUUUAUCGGCGAGAGCUCGAUGAUCUCGUCCUCUUGUUCCUCAUCCAUGCUGAAUGCCGAGUGUGGUCUGGCGGCCAAGAGGUCGGAAAUUACGUUUGUGCCGGCAUUUCAUGGCUUGUACGCUCCCUACUGGCGGCACGAUGCCAGGGGCAUAAUCUUGGGACUUACCAGCCAGACCACAUCGGAAAACAUUACCCAAGCAGCUUACGAGGCCACCGGGUUCCAGAUCUUUGAAGUGCUACAGGCGUUCAAGCGCGAUACACCCAACUGGGACCGAUCCUGCAUGCAGCCCGUGCUGACAUUCGGCGGUGAUUACGCCGAAAACUCGCAUUUGGUGCAGUUCAUAGCAGAUAUUAUUGGCUACAUGCUGGAGCGACCACAGACCACCUCACCUGCUGGCUUGGGCGUUAUGAUAACUGCGGGCGUGACGAUGAAAGUGGUGUCCCUGGAGCAUGCCGUAAAAAUGUACACUCCGCCCACUGAUGUCUUUUCGCCAACAACUACCAAAAAUCGACGAGAGCUGCUCUACAAGCGCUGGGAUUAUGCGGUAAAGAAAUGCCUGCACUGGAACAACUACGAGACGUACGAGGCUGAUAUUGAACUGUUUGCUCAGCGAGAACUUGAUCCCAAUUUACCUGUUAGGCGUUCCGUACCGGGCAGUAUAUUCCUGACCACGUCGUUUGCGAUGAUUCUCCUGGCUAACUACUUAAAGAUCAAUCCCCUGAAAUAGUGGCUGAUGUAGGCAAGAACGGCACCUCUAUCUAGUCAACCAAACACGUUCAAAUGUGUGCAUUAAAAUUUAUUGUUUAGUUUAGCAUAUAAUCUUAUAUAGUUGAUUUUAUAUGUAUAUAUAAUCCGAGUUGUAGAUCAAAAUGUUUGUGAUUCACGUAUAUACACUACUGCAGAUAUACAAGUCUUUUUUAAGCUAA